AUGGUAUUGCAUCUACAAGAUGAUUCAAAAUAUGCAAAAGGAUGGCCAUGUAUUUCAAGUUCAGAUUUACUCAGACAGUUAGAAAAUUUUAUGUCUGCUGUUAUUAUCAAUGGAUUUGGUACAGAGAAUGGUGUGUUAUUUAUUAAACCGACAAGACGACAAGUUGACGGUUCUCAUCGAUAUUAUUUUUGUAAAGAAUCACCUGAUGGAAAAAUUUUUCUAUAUAAGAAAAUGGGAGCGGGUAAAUUCUUUAAAAUCUAUACAAAUAAAGAAGAAACCGUCGAAGUUUUAACCUAUAUUAUUAAUUAUAUGAAACAUAGGGGUGCAUAUCCAACAAUUAAAGAUGUUGAACAACAUUAUGAAGAUGCACAAGUAAUAAUUGCUCGUGAACGAAUCCAGAUUUGUUUAAAUAUAGUUCAUUCCGAAAUAAAAGUUGUAUCAAUGACAACAACAGUAAUAGCAGCAGAACCUGCAUCAAAACAAAACAAAGGUUCACAAAGUCCUCGUUCGCCAUUAUCAUCUUCAGCAACAGCGGUUGCCAGUCCACCUUCAAAUGAUAAUGAUACAAAACCUAGAAAACGUACUCAUGCUGCUGCUACUAAUUCUUCAACUCAGAUAAAUAGAUGCUGA
Rotaria sordida is the source of this 630-nucleotide messenger RNA. NCBI's taxonomy places the organism in Eukaryota, Metazoa, Rotifera, Eurotatoria, Philodinida, Philodinidae. The record is from the annotation of a GenBank genome assembly.